GUGCUGAAGGGCAGUAAAAAGCUCUGUCUCUCUGUGCGCUCGGUCGGGCGAAUUCCUGGCGGCUAUGUCACCAAUCAUGUUUAUACCUGGGUCGACCCGCAGGGUCGAGGUGUGUCACCCCCGCCCGACCUGCUGGAGCAUCGCAGCGCCACCCUGAAAAGAAAUGACAGCCAGCGACGCAGCAACAUGCAGCUGCUGCAGGAGGGAGACGAGAAGAAGGUCAACUUGGUUUUGGAUGACGGCCGGUCUCUUGGGCUGAUGAUCCGGGGGGGAGCAGAGUACGCUCUGGGUAUUUACAUCACCGGAGUGGACCAGGCAUCGGCAGCGGAGUGUGGAGGACUCAAG
This is a messenger RNA of Paralichthys olivaceus (Japanese flounder), 345 nucleotides long. Lineage: Eukaryota; Metazoa; Chordata; Actinopteri; Pleuronectiformes; Paralichthyidae. The record is from RefSeq and is a predicted model, not a curated record.